GUCUGACGUCACAUCCAGGAAGUUCUCUGAAGUGUUACCAAAAUAUUUUGACUUAAAUAAUCUCUCAUAUCCUGAUGUUGUGUCGAUAUGUUCAAUAAUUAUACUGAUACAGACAUGCAGAUACAAGCACCAAAACUUACACCAAAUGACCAUGAAGUACAAGGUCUCAUAGAAAGCCGCAAUAAACAAGAACUUCAGGAAUUGUUAGACGAUGAAGACAAGUUAAUUGGAUUAAUUACUGAUUUACCUCAGGUUAAAAGGUUACAAACGGAUAAAGAAAUGACAAUAGUAAAAAACAAAAGUAUGGCUGAAUAUAACCUCUCUAUAGAACCAAAAUUAUAUGAAAUGAGGUCAAAGGUGGCAGCAAUGUACGAGGAGGCUAAUAAGCUUAAAACAGAACUUGCUACAGAUAAAUCUAGACUUGAUGCUAAAAGAGGAGAGAUUUCCUUAGAUGUAAUGAGUGUCAUGUUACAAACAGAAGCUGCCAAAUCGGAAGAAGAAAGUGAAAAACUAGCUGAUAACUUUUGUGAAGGGAAGGUUGGACUUGACAAUUUUUUAGAAACCUACAUUUCAUCUCGAACUAUGUCACAUUUACGUCAAAUAAAAUCACAAAAAAUGAACGAACUUGUGCGGGAGCAUUCUCCGACUAGGAAUAGAGGACAGAUAAGUUCUUCAUAUAACAGUGAUAUUCGAUCUCCUGGACUUGCACCUUAUCCUGCAUACAGUUCUAGCGCAGGACAGUAUCCAGCUUCUGGCUAUUCCAUGCCACAACCUUAUUAUGCUAGUUGAUUUAAGAUACAUGGUUUUAGGCUGUGUCAUAUAAAGAAAUAAAUGCAACAUUUUUGACAAUGAUUCUUUUUUUCUGUGAAAAUUAUAAUUAUAUUGAGUGAGUGAUUCUUGCAAUGAGUACACUUAUUACAUGUAUAUAUACAUAUAUUUUUAUUGUAACUUUUCAAUAUUAGUACUAACUUGGAUAAGGGGUUUUAUUAUAUAUUAUGUGGUUUGGUACUAUCCUAUUUGUAGGGGGUACUUUUCUAUAUAUCCUUUUCAUACCUUGUAUAAAAAUUCCUCAAUUCAGGCAGUACUAUUUAGCAGUGUAGAAGGAUAAAAUAUAGAAACCGGCCCUUAAUGAAAGGCCUUGUUGCAAAUUGUUAAUUUAUCUUGCAUCAUUUCCACUCAAUAAUUGCCCUGUUUAGAUUGUUCUUGGCUGUUUUAUUCAUUACAAUGUUUGACUUUUGUAAAGGUUAAUUCUUCAAUAACUAAAUUCAGGCAAUUGUAUCAUUUUUUUUUUUUUUCCAAAAUUGGGAUUAUUGUCAGUUAUUGCUGUUUUUAGAAUGGUUGUGCAGGUAACACUUUUAUAAACAGUAUUAUACAUGUAUAUUUGUAAUAUAUUAUGCGACAAGGAUUUUUCAAAAGUGAAAAUUCAUGAAAUGAGUAAAAAUUAUAAGCACUCUUACUGUAGAAGCACUACUAAAAUAUAUAUAAAUAUUUUUACACAUAUGAAAUCAAAUGCAUACAUUUUUUUUCAUAUUUAAAAAAAAACAGUGAAAAGACUAUAGAUAUUAUCUAUAUGUGAUGUAUGCAAAAAGAUGAAACCGUUGGAAGACUGUAGUCUUAAAACAUUAAGUUAACUUUUCUUUACAAAUAAUGCUAAAACAAAUGGAAUAUAUUUCUUCUUUCUUUAUUUUUUAUUUAAGCAUCUAUGUCUUUUCUAUAUCUGAAUAUUAUUUAAAAACAUCAUUAUUUGAUUUUUUUAUUAUUUCUGUCAGUAAUUUCAAUUCAAUUUUAGUAAUUCUAGGUCAACUAUGUGGAUAAUAUUUAUUUUGAAUUAUUGUAUUUUUUUGUAUUUUGACUGAACUAUUAUGUAGUGUCUAGACCAUUUGUGAAUUAUAUUUUUGUGUACAUUUUGUUUGUUUGAUGCCAAAUUUAUAUUUAGUUUUAAACUUAUACAAGCUAUCACUAACAGAUAAUGUUGUAAGCCUCUUUUGUUAAGUUUGAUAUUGAUUUUUCAUAAAAUAUUUUCAUACUGUAUAAUGUUAAGUGUGGAGUUUGUCUAUGUAUUGUGUCUGUGAACAUUGGGAUGAAUAUUUACUUGUUCCACCCUUAGUGAUAAAGAUUUGUAUUUCUUAGAAUGUAAGUUUAACUAUUAAAUAUAAAUUCUUUUUUCAAUUGAUAAAUUUGCUGUUUCCAGAAUCUGAUGUGUUCUCUAUAAUAUUUUCAAAAGUGUACACUGUUGUGAUUGGUUUAAAAAAGUCCUACACAAUGGAAAUUCAACCAAUGACUUGAUGAUAUUUUCAUUUUUGGGUACGUAUACUGAACCCUUUUUCCUUUAGAUUCUGAAAUGGAAAUUUCAGACUGCAAUUGACCACUUGAUUGCUUGAAAAACCAGGAAUGGAUGCAAGAACAAAAUUUAUUACACAUAUUUAGUCAACUUCAAAUUCAACAGCUAAUGUUUGGUAAAGCUUAAUAAAAACAAUAUUUUGUCAAAUUGUUUGUAAAUAAACAUCCAAUUUGUCAAAUUCUUGUGAUAUUCAAGAUUCUGUUUACAUGGCUCAUGUGCCUGUCCAAAGUCCGUCAGUGGUGUUCUUUUUUUUUUAUUUUAAUGUAUUUCUGUCAUUUAGAGAAUUUGUGUAGUUGAAUGUGUCUGUCUUUAUUGCUUAAAAUAUAUUAAAAAGAAGAGAAGAAAUUAUAACCAAUUUCACUACAAAAUCAUUUUUCAAUUUUUCUAAUCUGUGAUUUAGAAAAAUUUUGAUUGAUCUAUCAGACUGGUUGAUAUAUGUUUUAAAAAUGUGUAUGUUUCAUUCUGUUUUUUGUUGUUGAUGUUCACAAACAAAUGUAUAUAGUUUUUCUGUUUUUAAUCAGUAAAUUGAAAUGAUUUUUUUUUGCGUUAUCAGUUUGAAUUUUUAUAGGAGCUCUUAUUCUCUAAUAUUACAUUCAAACAUGCCAUACUUCUGAAUUUUGUAAAUUUGGAUACAUUAAACCAGAUUCUUGUGUCCUGUUUUUGCUUUAAUCAUCAUGAUUUUGUUAAAGUUUUGAUAGAAAAAAUAAUUUUAAAGCACCAAAAAACUAUUUUUUACAGCUCACUCGAUCUUUCCUACUACUGAGAUUUUAGACUUAAACAAAAAAUUACUUACUGCUAUUAUCAACUAGAAAUUAAGGGGGUACACAACACUUUUACUAAAAUAAAUUUGGUUCGUUUAAUUUUCAUAAAAUCUUGAUAAAAUAUUUACCUUGACCUGUUGACAAAAAUAUAAAAAAAAUCAAGAAAUUUGAACCACACAAUUUACAGGAAUAAUUUCAUUGGAUAUAUAGCAGUUUGACAAACACUAAUUUUGAUCAUUGAGAAGCUUGAUUUCUCUUUACAAAUAGUAUGGGAUUUAAACGCUCAGCUGAUUUUUAAAGAGUUAACUCCCUUAUAUGUUCUGUACCCCCUUAAUAUUUAUGAGCUGAAAUUUUCUAAUUAAAUUAAUCAGACACCACUACCUCAACCGAUCAGGGGGAAAAUCAACUUACAAUUUUGUUCUUAUAUUUGUCUUACGAAAAUCCAAAGUAUAAUUUAGUUGUUGUCAUAGUUAGUGUUGUAAAAACAAAAUCUGAUUGGAAGUAAACCUGAAUUAUAGUUACAAAACAUUAAAAACAUUGAACAAGAUUAUUUCUGUGUUAAAAAAUAUUGAAUUUUACUCCAAAUGGUCAACGAUUUCAGGUAUUUACGUUCGACUUUACACAUACCGGUACAUAUACUAGACAUAGUAUUAGCAGAGGCUUUUAACUUUAUACUUGUAUUUAAGAAACCAUGUAGGAAGCCAAUGGAAGCAAUAUUUGUUUGUUUUAUAUAUUGGUUGGUUUUGAAAAGUGCUUUUGUUUGUUAUGUCAGUACCUCUGUUCACAUUAGGGGUUCUAUUUUAUUGCAGUAAUUCAAAAAAAGUUGGGGGUUAUACAUUAAAAUAUGCAUGGAGCUCAGGGAGGCACUUUAAAAUGGGAAACUGUGGAUUCAUUUAUUUUCAUGUGUACCAAUUUUCUUGGAUUGAGGAAAAAUUGUUUUUGUGUGUAUAUUUGAUUUCGUGGUUUUUCCAAAGUCUGCAUUCAAGCCCUUCGAAAAUUUGUACUUCUUUGUACAUUUAAAUUUGGUCCAUUUUUUCCCAGGAAAUCUACGAAAAUUGGUAUCCCCCACUGUACAAAAAAGUAUUUGACACAACCCAUAGUUGAUAUUUCAAAGUGCCUCCCCAGGGUCCCAUGACAUGUGUGUAUUUAUGCAACAGUCCUGAACACUGAUCUACCUAUUUUUGCCCAUGUGAAAUGACUGAAGGAAACCUAUCAUGGCACUCCAUGCAACAGAAUAUAACAUUCUUUUCUAAUGUCACUAGGAUAAGGAACUCCUUUAAUUUAUUGGUAUAGUUUUAUAAUGACUGUUUAAAUAUAUAAUGACUGUUUAAAUGUAAUUGUAAUUAAAAUAUUCGUGAAGACAGUUUUUGAGAUUGUAGUUACAUGAUGUGUGUUUUUACAUAUGUUUUUGUUAUUUACCUCUACACAUGUGUAGGCAUUUCCAGUACAAAGUCCUCCAUUGAGGUCUAAAAGAUGUGCUUUGGAGUGGGAAGCAUUUCCAGUGCAAAGUCCUCCAUUGAGGUCUAAAAAGUGUGCUUUGAGUUGUAGGCAUUUCCAGUACAAAGACCUCCAUUGAGGUCUAAAAGAUGUGCUUUGGAGUUGUAGGCAUUUCCAGUGCAAAGUCCUCCAUUGAGGUCCAAAAGGUGUGCUUUGCAGUGGGAGGCAUUUCCAGUACAAAGUCCUCCAUUGAGGUCUAAAAGGUGUGCUUUGGAGUUGUAGGCAUUUCCAGUGCAAAGUCCUCCAUUGAGGUCUAAAAGGUGUGCUUUGCAGUUGGAGGCAUUUCAUGUGCUAAGCCUUCCAUUGUGAUUGACUUUUUAGUAACACCCAUAUCUAAUAUUAUAAUUAGUUAUGAUGUUAUGAUAUGCUGUAUCAACCCUAAUGUCUGAGGCAUUUUUUUUAGAUACUGUUUACUCAUGUUAUGACAUUUAAAUUUCUUUCCAUGGUUGGCCAUUACUUUAAAUACAUACCAAGUUUCAUUGAGGCAUUGGAUCCAUACACAUUGAAUGAUACACAAACAAUAACAAAUUAACUGUUCCGAGUUUGAAGUAUUGACCUAGUUAGCUAUUUGUUGUGUUAACCAUUCAUAUUAAUUUUUUUUAGAGUUCUAUAGAAGUCUUGGCAAACAAAUAACAUAUUUAAGAAAUUUGGACUUUGAAAUGAUGCUUUUCUGUAGUAACCAAACCAUUGCUUAAUACAGUUCAAAGGUUACAAGCUGUAGAUGCUAUUGAAGUUUCACUUCAAUAAAUUGAAUUGAAUUGUUUUAUUGUGAUUAUGAUUUACAUAAAAAAGAAAUUUCACAAAAUUAAAUAUUAAAAAAUA
This is a messenger RNA of Mytilus californianus (California mussel), 5421 nucleotides long. Its product is annotated as vacuolar protein sorting-associated protein 37B-like. Gene Ontology annotation, cellular component: ESCRT I complex. The transcript has 5 exons. The coding region runs from base 88 to 789 and encodes 233 amino acids. NCBI's taxonomy places the organism in Eukaryota, Metazoa, Mollusca, Bivalvia, Mytilida, Mytilidae. The record is from RefSeq and is a predicted model, not a curated record. Gene Ontology annotation, biological process: ubiquitin-dependent protein catabolic process via the multivesicular body sorting pathway; protein targeting to membrane; protein targeting to vacuole.